GACAACUAGUAGUUGACACUAUAAAAACAAGUUCCAUGCAUCAUAAUUGUACGUCAAUACUCAUAAUAACUUACUAAACAUGAAAUUUGAUCUUCUUCUUCUUCUUUCUCCCAUGGAAGCCGCCAUUGUCGCACUGUUAACACUCGUAUUCCUCUUCUACUUCAUCCUAUCGACGAAAAAAUCAUCAAAACUACCAUUACCACCGGAAAUUGCCGGAGUUUGGCCGGUAAUUGGUCAUCUUUUCUACUUCAACGACGGUGACAAUCGUCCGUUAGCUUGAAAACUCUCCGAUUUAGCCGAUAAAUACGGUCCUGUUUUCACUUUCCGACUCGGACUUCACCGUAUGUUAGUAAUCAGCAGUUACGACGCCGUAAAAGAAUGUUACACCAAAAACGACGCCGUAUUCGCGAAUCGUCCAGCUUGUCUCUACGACGAAUACAUUGGGUACAAUAACGCCAUACUUUUUCUAGCUAAUUACGGAUCUUACUGGCGAAACAUAAGAAAAUUAAUAAUUCAGGAAGUUUUAUCCAACUCUCGUCUGGAGAAAUUGAAACAUAUGAAGAUCGAGAAAAUUCGAAACGAAAUCAAAAAUCUCAAUUCUCGAAUUCAAAAUAGUGAAGUGAAAUCAGUGAUAAACUUAACCGAUUGGUUGGAGAAGAUGAAUUUUGGGCUAAUUGUGAAAAUGAUAGCAGGGAAAAAUUAUGAAUCUGGAGGCGAUGGAGAUGAAGAAGUGGAGAGAUUUAGAGAAACUUUUAAGAAAUUUCUGGUUCUGUCAAUGGAAUUUGUGUUGUGGGAUGCGUUCCCGAUUCCGUUAUUCAAAUGGAUAGAUUUUCAAGGUCAUGUAAAGUUGAUGAAGAAGACGUUUAAGGAUAUCGAUUCGAUUUCUCAGAGAUGGUUAGACGAGCAUGUGAAGAGGAAUACGGAGGUCAAUGGAGAUGGAGAAUAUGAAAGAGAUUUCAUUGACGUAAUGCUUUCAAAAAUGAGCGACGAACGUCUCCAUGAAGGUCAUUCUCGUGAAACCGCUAUCAAAGCAACAAUUUUUAGUAUGGUCAUGGAUGCAGCAGACACUGUUCCUCAUCACAUAAACUGGGGAAUGACAUUGUUGAUAAACAAUCAACACGUCUUGAAGAAAGCUCAAGAAGAGAUCGACACAAAAGUUGGUAAGGCUAGAUGGAUAGACGACAAUGAUAUCAAGAAUUUAGUGUACCUUCAAGCCAUCGUUAAGGAGACGUUACGUUUAUAUCCACCGAGCCCUUUGUUAGUACCGCAUGAAAACACAAAGGAAUGUGUUGUUAGCGGGUACCACAUACCUAAAGGCACUAGACUAUACGCGAACGUCAUGAAACUACAACUAGAUCCUAAAGUAUGGCCAAAUCCUGAACAAUUCAAUCCAGAUAGAUUUCUCAAUACCGAUAUUAAUUUUCGUGGUCAAGAUUAUGAGUUCAUUCCAUUUGGAUCUGGAAGACGAUCUUGUCCUGGAAUAAGCUACGCGCUACAAAUGGAACACCUAACGAUAGGUCAUUUGAUCCAAGGUUUCAAUUACCAAACUCCAUCGAAUGAGCCUUUGGAUAUGAAAGAAGGAAUUGGCAUGACUAUGCCGAAGGUGAAUCCGGUAGAAGUGAUAAUAACACCUCGCCUUGCACCUGAGCUUUAUGAAAAAUUAAGUUAGAUAUUUCUAUAUUUAUUGAAAUUGAUUAUCGACGCAUAAUCUUAAUAUUUCUACCUCUAUAUUUCAAUUAAUGUACUACUUUGAUUGUAUUUGUUUUCUACUAAUAAAUAACUUUAAGUUGAUCUUA
Solanum pennellii is the source of this 1796-nucleotide messenger RNA. Its product is annotated as cytochrome P450 82C4-like. The transcript has 2 exons. Gene Ontology annotation, biological process: defense response to other organism. Gene Ontology annotation, molecular function: monooxygenase activity; heme binding; oxidoreductase activity, acting on paired donors, with incorporation or reduction of molecular oxygen. The record is from RefSeq and is a predicted model, not a curated record. NCBI's taxonomy places the organism in Eukaryota, Viridiplantae, Streptophyta, Magnoliopsida, Solanales, Solanaceae. The coding region runs from base 344 to 1669 and encodes 441 amino acids.